CGGCCCACGUGCCGCGUGACGUCAGGGCAGGAAGUGUUUGAGGAAGUGGCGCUGGGCUGGCGGGGUUGGGAUUCCCGCAUUUUCAAGUCUUCAGGGUGUGCCAGAGCCCCCCGCUUUGCCACACCCCAACAGCUGCUUCCAGAGUUAGCGGGGCGUCAAUAUGAGCUGGUCACCUUCCCUACCAACCCAGACAUGUGGGGCCUGGGAAAUGAAAGAGCGACUUGGGACAGGGGGAUUUGGAAAUGUCAUCCGCUGGCACAACCAGGAGACAGGUGAGCAGAUUGCAAUCAAGCAAUGCCGGCAGGAGCUCAGCCCACGGAACCGAGAUCGCUGGUGCCUGGAGAUCCAGAUCAUGAGGAGGUUAAGCCACCCCAAUGUGGUAGCCGCCCGGGAUGUCCCUGAAGGGAUGCAGAACUUGGCACCCAACGACUUGCCCCUGUUGGCCAUGGAGUACUGCCAAGGUGGAGAUCUCCGGAAGUAUCUGAACCAGUUUGAGAACUGUUGUGGCCUGCGGGAAGGAGCGAUCCUCACCCUGCUGAAUGACAUUGCAUCCGCACUUAGAUACCUUCAUGAGAACAGAAUCAUCCAUCGGGAUCUAAAGCCAGAAAACAUCGUUCUGCAGCAAGGAGAGCAAAGAUUAAUACACAAAAUUAUUGACCUAGGAUAUGCCAAGGAACUGGAUCAGGGCAGUCUUUGUACAUCUUUUGUGGGGACCCUGCAGUACCUGGCCCCAGAGCUGCUGGAGCAGCAGAAGUACACAGUGACAGUCGACUACUGGAGCUUCGGCACCUUGGCCUUUGAAUGCAUCACAGGCUUCCGGCCUUUCCUCCCCAACUGGCAGCCUGUGCAGUGGCAUUCAAAGGUCCGGCAGAAGAGUGAGGCGGACAUUGUUGUUAGUGAAGACUUGAAUGGAGCAGUGAAGUUUUCAAGCUCUUUACCCUACCCCAAUAAUCUUAACAGCAUACUGGCCGAGCGACUAGAGAAGUGGCUACAGCUGAUGCUCAUGUGGCACCCCAGACAAAGGGGCACAGACCCCCAGUAUGGGCCCAAUGGCUGCUUCAAGGCCCUGGAUGAUAUCUUAAACUUGAAGCUGGUUCAUAUCUUGAACAUGGUCACAGGCACCAUUCAUACCUAUCCUGUGACAGAAGACGAGAGUCUGCAGAGCUUAAAGGCAAGAAUUCAGGAAGACACAGGAAUCCCGCAGAAGGAUCAAGAGCUGCUGCAAGAGGCAGGUCUGGCGCUGAUCCCUGACAAGCCUGCCACCCAGUGCAUUUCAGAUGGCAAGCUAAAUGAGGGUCGCACAUUGGACAUGGACCUUGUUUUUCUCUUUGACAACAGAAAAGUCACCUAUGAAACUCAAAUCUCUCCACGGCCCCAACCUGAGAGUGUCAGCUGUAUCCUUCAGGAGCCCAAGAGGAACCUCUCUUUCUUCCAGCUGAGGAAAGUGUGGGGCCAGGUCUGGCACAGCAUCCAAACCCUGAAGGAGGACUGCAACCGACUGCAGCAGGGACAGCGAGCUGCCAUGAUGAAUCUCCUCCGAAAUAACAGCUGCCUUUCUAAGAUGAAGAACUCCAUGGCCUCCAUGGCUCAGCAGCUCAAGGCCAAGUUGGACUUCUUUAAAACCAGCAUCCAGAUUGACCUAGAGAAGUACAGUGAGCAAACCGAGUUUGGGAUCACAUCAGAUAAACUCCUGCUGGCCUGGAGGGAAAUGGAACAGGCUGUGGAACUGUGUGGGCGGGAGAAUGAUGUGAAGCAUCUGGUGGAACGGAUGAUGGCGCUGCAGACUGACAUCGUGGACUUGCAGAGGAGCCCGAUGGGCCGGAAACAGGGGGGCACGCUGGACGACCUAGAGGAGCAAGCAAGGGAACUUUACAGGAGACUAAGGGAAAAGCCAAGAGACCAACGAACAGAUGGUGACAGUCAGGAAAUGGUACGACUGCUACUUCAGGCAAUUCAAGGCUUCGAGAAGAAAGUGCGAGUGAUUUACACACAGCUCAGUAAAACUGUGGUUUGCAAGCAGAAGGCAUUGGAAUUGUUGCCCAAGGUGGAAGAGGUGGUGAGUCUAAUGAAUGAGGAUGAAAAGACUGUCGCCCGUCUUCAGGAGAAGCGGCAGAAGGAGCUUUGGAACCUCCUGAAGAUUGCAUGUAGCAAGGUCCGUGGUCCUGUCAGUGGAAGUCCAGAUAGCAUGAAUGCUUCUCGACUCAGUCACCCUGGUCAACUAAUAUCCCAGCCUUCUACUGCCUGUAAUAGCUUACCUGAGUCAGCAAAGAAAAGUGAAGAACUGGUGGCUGAAGCACAUACUCUCUGCAUCCAGCUAGAAAAUGCCAUGCAAGACACUGUGAAGGAGCAGGACCAGAGUUUUAUGACUCUGGACUGGAGCUGGUUACAGAUGGAGGAUGAAGAACAGGGUGGCUUGGAGCAGGCCUCCUGAGUGGGGGCCUCCCUCACCUUGCCAUUGGCUCUCCCACAGUGGUUCCAGCAGUGAUGGUGUCUCAGCAGUCUCCAGCACCUAGAUGGAGAGCUCACUUUCCCAGUAGCUGUGAUACUCGCCCUGGACCAAAGGUGUUGCCCUCAGUAGGCAAUGUUGGCCCUCGUUUGUACUCUGGAGGUCCUCUGCCUCAGUGGCUCAGGAGAUGCCUGUGCCAGUCACGAGUCUUCAGGGAAACAGAGCCUCAGAAGCUUCUUUCUCUGCUGUGAAAAAAGUAUUCAGAGUAUGGUUUGCCACUUAGACCACUGGACAAAUGUCUAACUCGAAUGUUUCAGGACAAAGUCUGAGCAGCACUUGCUGCCAACCUGUCCUCUCAUGACCCCGCCUGGCCUCCAGAGAGACUCUUAUCUGCCUUUUCUAUCUCAUCUUAUAGCUAGGGUUUCAUCUAGAUCCAGCUUCUCUUAAAUAGACAUUUUAAUCAUAGGUUUAGCCUGGCUCAUUUCACUGCUGCUAAAUUUUAUUUUUACUUACCAUGCUGGUGGUCAUUUGGCAAAUGACCUUUAGCUAAAUUUUAUUGAUGCCAGGCUCCCCACUGUCUGUGGUUCUUUCAGCCACAGAGUGACUCACUAGGGCCAGGAUGGAGGUGCAACUGCCUUCUUUUAAGUCCCAAAGAUUACCUGAGAGUCAGUUGUCAUAGAGAAGAAGAAAAGUGUCUUCAACUACUAGCCUUCUGACCACUGUGCCUACCCCUCAGUCCCUGUCAGAUAUGUGUGGCGGUGGGAUAUGGGGUGUUCCUGCCUCUCACAUCAGCUAGCAGUAUUAUUAAAUCGGCUUAUUUUACAAAUAGUUUCUAUAUUGUGUGACAUGACUCAAAUACUUAUUUUGGGUUCCACAUAUUUUGGGUUUCCAACAUAAUGGAAAAUUUUGUAAAAUUGAAUGGUGUCUGAAUAGUAAGUAGUACAGUAUGACUGCUUCAGUAUUUUAUAAAACCUUUUAAUAUAUAUGCAUAUUUAUAAGCAAGAAAAGAAAAUGAGUUCAGAUGGUCACAAAUAGGUGCAUUUGGUUACAGAAGAAAGCUGUAGCAAAGGAAUUUUACCAAGUUACUGCCAUGGAGAUUGUAUUAAGCAGUCCCUAAUCAAGUAAGUUUAGGAAAUGCUUCAUGCUUUUAUUGCUUCUUAGAGAUUCACGUUGUAUACUUGUAACAUAUCUAAGAAGUAUUACAAUAAAGAAACUGGCUACUGGUGGAGUGGCUCAAGUGAUAAAGCACCUGCCUAGCAAGCAUGAGACCCUGAGUUCAAAUCUCAGUGCCACAAAAAAAAAAUUACAAGAAACUGGCUUAACUUUAUAUAAAUCCACUGUUGACCAAUGUCAUUUGACCAUAGAACUCCUCUUCCAAUAUGUAUAUUUAACAUUUAUUAUUAUCCAAAAGAUCUAGAGUUUCUUAGAAAACUUGUUUUUAGAAACCCUGGUAAGGUUUUUAGUUCCUGGUAAGGAACUCCAUGGGAAAUAAGACGAGAAAGACUGGGAUGAGGUCAGAUUGGAGGGAAGUGAAUGCUGUGCUAAGUGGGCUGUGGAUUUAUUUUAUAGGCAGUUGGGAAUCAUAGAAGAACUGAAUUUUAGAAUUUCAGUAGCCUUUAUGCCUUUCAUUUUGUCUCUGUCCCUUUCACUCUAAGCUGGUUUCUGCUGACAUAACAUUCUCAAAAUUGUUGUAGGUCUAUCUACUAUGUAUGCCACAGGGUUCCAUGCAUCAGACAAAAUAUCCUCCACAUAUUUUCUAGAACAGCAUCAUGUCUUUUCCAGAUUUGAAGUCAAAUGGUUGAGUGGGCCUGUGAGUCACGUGCCUAAUCUCUUCAAUGAAAGGUUGUCCAGCACACCCUUGACUUCCUCUUGAGGGCAUGCUUUCCCAGAAAGUGAAUCUUUUUAAUUUUAGCAUCCUUUGCAAUCUGACAGGCCAACAGUCUUCCAGAUCAUCAAGUGCUGUUUUUUGUUUUGUUUUGUUUUGCUUAAGAAUUCCUCAAUUUAUAUCAACCUUCUUGUAUUUUAUCAUAAGCUGCAAGGAGAAAUCAGGCUGCAUUGUCAUGUUUUGCUUGAAAAACUGGGGUAAAUAACCAAAUGCACUGCUUACAAGUUCUGCUUUUCACACAACUGUGAAACACAGUUCAGAUAAAUUUUCUGCCACUAAAUAACAAGGAUAACCUUUCCUUCAAUUUCCAGUACUGUUUCUGAUUUUUUUCUGAGGCCAGCCAGUAAUGACUUUAGCAUUUGUAUGUCUAUAAUUAUUCUGUUCAUGACAAAUAUGUAUAUUCUAAGGUGAUGGAUGCUUGUUCUACCAUGCUUCUAACUUCCUUGUGAGCCUUCACCAGCAAUUUUUAACAUCCAUAUUUUUGUUCAUGGCAGUCUAGGCCUUUUCUCUUAUGCACCUUAAUACUCUCUCAUCCUUUGUAAUACUCAUUAUCUAAAUCCAAAGCAACUGUGACAUUUUUAGUUUUUGUUACAGUAGCAUCCCACUUUAUGUUUUUGGUGGUACUGAGGUUGAACUCAGGGCCUUUCUCUUGCUAUGCUCCUGC
Castor canadensis (American beaver) is the source of this 4995-nucleotide messenger RNA. RefSeq names its product inhibitor of nuclear factor kappa B kinase subunit beta (gene Ikbkb). Gene Ontology annotation, cellular component: cytoplasm; IkappaB kinase complex. Gene Ontology annotation, molecular function: protein binding; IkappaB kinase activity; ATP binding. NCBI's taxonomy places the organism in Eukaryota, Metazoa, Chordata, Mammalia, Rodentia, Castoridae. Gene Ontology annotation, biological process: peptidyl-serine phosphorylation; tumor necrosis factor-mediated signaling pathway; positive regulation of transcription by RNA polymerase II. The record is from RefSeq and is a predicted model, not a curated record.